Labeo rohita (rohu) is the source of this 619-nucleotide messenger RNA. RefSeq names its product integrin alpha-M. Gene Ontology annotation, biological process: integrin-mediated signaling pathway; cell adhesion mediated by integrin; cell-cell adhesion. Lineage: Eukaryota; Metazoa; Chordata; Actinopteri; Cypriniformes; Cyprinidae. The transcript is spliced from 4 exons. The coding region runs from base 251 to 619 and encodes 122 amino acids. Gene Ontology annotation, cellular component: external side of plasma membrane; integrin complex. Gene Ontology annotation, molecular function: integrin binding. The record is from RefSeq and is a predicted model, not a curated record.
AAAAUCUAACAAUUAUCUGCCAUUUACUUUUAGUCACAGUAAUGGUUAGAAAAAAAGAGAGAGAGAGAAAAUGAGGUAGAGGUUUUGUGGGUAGAGUCUAGUUUCCUCUGUGGUGGUUCCUCUUAGUUACCAAAUUCACUUUAUUUCCAUUUCAUUUUUCUCACUUACGUUUCUUCACUCAAACUUGAGACUCAACAAGUAUCAGUGUCUUUUGUUCACCCACCACCACUGUUUGUCCCUUGAUGCAGAAAUGGACUGGAAUUUCCGGUUGCCUCUGUGUUUGUUUUAUGUAUGCCAUUCAGUAAUGGCUUUCAACAUUGAUCCUGUGCCCUGGAAGACUUUCACAAACAAUACAAACACUGGCUUUGGCUAUAAAGUGAUACAGAAAGGUGCAAGUCUGCUUGUAAGUGAUCCUUUAAUACAACUCAGUCAAACUCAAAGAGGACAAAUUUAUGACUGUUCUGUCACCAGAGGAAACUGCAUGCCAAUGGCCAUUACUGUCCCGGCUGAGGCUGUCAACAUGUCCCUUGGACUUUCAAUGACCCUAGAUCCUCAGUCUUCAAAUGCAGUGGUAAGUUAUGGGACAUUUUUAAAAUGCAAUAAUAUCAAGAAUUUGUGA